ACUAGUGUGUGUUGUGUUGACGUUCUGGCUUCACAUCGUUAGCAGCUCAAUCAGUAGAAAUGGAAAAUCGCUUCACCAAAGGCAAGUCCGCCAUCCUGGAGCGGCCACUCGCCCGAGCCAAGACGGAGGUGAGCGUGAGUGCGUUUGCACUGCUCUUCUCAGAGAUGGUGCAGUACUGUCAGAGCCGUGUGUACUCUGUGGCAGAGCUGCAGGGCCGACUCGCCGAUAUGGGCCAAGGUGUAGGGUCCAGCCUGCUGGACGUCCUCGUGAUCAGGGAGAAAAAUAGCAAGAGGGAGACCAAAGUGCUAAAUAUCCUGCUGUUUAUCAAGGUAAACGUAUGGAAGGCCCUGUUUGGGAAGGAAGCAGAUAAACUGGAGCAGGCCAACGAUGACGACAAGACCUACUACAUCAUCGAGAAAGAGCCUCUGAUUAAUGCGUACAUCUCCGUGCCGAAAGAGAACAGCACGCUGAACUGUGCAGCCUUCACAGGUGGCAUCGUGGAGGCCAUUUUGACCCACAGUGGAUUUCCAGCCAAAGUCACAGUGCACUGGCAUAAAGGAACCACGCUGAUGAUUAAGUUUGAUGAAGCUGUCAUUGCUCGUGACAAGACUCUGGAUGGUAGAUAAGACGGCACGGUUUUUAGACCUCUGAGGAAAAUUGCCCUUUCCCCUAACUGAUACUGAAGUUCCAAUAAGGCUGAGUGUUCGACUGGAGGUCAGAGAUUCAGCGGUGUGAUUGAGGGAGUGAUGUGAUAGCAGAGGUUUAACAACAGAUCACAUGUUCCUCAACAAUUUACAUUGUUCAUUUUUUUUUAGUUAGCAAGAAAUCUUAAGUUUCUUUAAAGUGGUAAUGGAUGGUUUAAAUUUUUUAACUUGGGGAUAAAAUUAUGGUUUUAGAGAAGAAACCUUUAAUUAAAAAAAAGGUUUUGGCUGUUCAUAAUCCAUUAGAGAUAAAAAAUAUUGCAAUAAUAAACAGUUAAAAUGAAAGAAUAGCAUAAAUAAGUUAGCUUUGAACACCCCUACAAUGGGUCGUACCAGUUCUCUGAUAACUCUGCCUCAAGCUAGUCCCCCUUGUUACAUCUGCAUUUGCUAUCAUGAGAAAACUGAUGAAUAAUCACACUGAGUAUUUUCAUUAAAUAAUUAUUAAUCUUUACUCUAAUUGUACUGUAAGUGUUUGGAUAAGGACAGAAUAUUCGACAUAAAGUCUUUAGCCUUUACAAUUACGAGUAAAGGUGAUGUAGUUUUUCCACUUUAAGGUGCACUGUGUGCUCACAAUUCACUGGUAGCUUGCAUUUGUGUUUUUUCCCCCUCACACCAGUGUGCAGCGUCAUUUCCUCAACGCUUGGAUUACUUUAAGCUUUCACUUUUCUCACUAUAUCACAUUCCAAACUUGAAGUUGUACGUUUUUGUUUUUUUGAGGGGAAAAAUGUACUGUACUUAUUUACCUCUAAUUUGUCAUAAUAAAUGUGACACCCAUAUUAUUGAGAA
This is a messenger RNA of Tachysurus vachellii, 1487 nucleotides long. RefSeq names its product trafficking protein particle complex subunit 5 (gene trappc5). Gene Ontology annotation, biological process: endoplasmic reticulum to Golgi vesicle-mediated transport. The transcript has 3 exons. Gene Ontology annotation, cellular component: TRAPPIII protein complex; TRAPPI protein complex; TRAPPII protein complex. The record is from RefSeq and is a predicted model, not a curated record. The coding region runs from base 60 to 626 and encodes 188 amino acids. NCBI's taxonomy places the organism in Eukaryota, Metazoa, Chordata, Actinopteri, Siluriformes, Bagridae.